Molecule: messenger RNA, 5683 nt
Organism: Gavia stellata (red-throated loon)
Lineage: Eukaryota; Metazoa; Chordata; Aves; Gaviiformes; Gaviidae
Gene: PHLDB2
Product: pleckstrin homology like domain family B member 2
Exons: 18
Coding region: 46-3873 (1275 amino acids)
Biological process (GO): regulation of microtubule cytoskeleton organization
Cellular component (GO): basal cortex
Source: RefSeq, a predicted model, not a curated record
UUCACUCAAAUUAGCGUUGUUUUAACCAUCCUGUAGAAGACGAACAUGAUGCCGAACAGAAGUAACCUCUCCUCCUUUCAGAAUGUUGGAUCAGAUUCCAGUAAGAUUAUGGCAGAGUAUAGCCACACACAAAACCAGAUGGAAUUACAAAACGCUAGUUUGGGAAAGGGUUCUGUGGCGAAUUCCCUUGAAAACGGUCUCCAGGAUAUUAUGGAAAACCUCAACCCAAAGAAAUAUUCAUCAAGUCUCAAAUUUAAAACAAACGGGGACUAUGCUGGCUCGUAUUUAACCCUUUCACAACCUAUGCCAGUUAAACCUAAUCCUUCCUCCAGUGUUAAAAAUACACACUCUAUUACCAAAAUUCAAGGAGGCAAGCAGUUCCCCUGUGAAAGCCCAUAUCUUCCAGAUAAAAGCAUCUCUGUAAAGCAUUUGGGUUCCGUAUCGGGCACGUCUCCAUCCCUCAGCGGGUACAGUUUAGGAAGGACAGACUUUGAUAUUCAUGCCAGCAGAGAAAACGAAAAAUCCCUUGGACACAUGGAUAAGUUUCACUACUCCAAGUACAGUCAGAAAAACAAAUCCUACGACAAUGUCUACUUCCCGGGAAUGCUGGAGACAAAGAAGAUCUCGGGCUCUCUUCUGACCAUGUGGAAUGGAAGCUCGGGGAACGAGCUGAUGCUUUCACCUGCUAGCAAUUCGGGGGCAGCCAGCAUGCCUUCUAGCCCAAAGCAAGGCAGGAGGAUGAAUAUUGAAGACAGCCUGGCCCUUCACAUGAAACCAGUUAAGCACAAGGAUGUGAUGAUGGAGGCUCUGGGUUCAAGGCCGAGGAAAUACUCUGGUGGAUCUCUAAGUCAUAUGGGAAUGUACAGUCGUUCCCUACCCAGACUUUAUAAAUCAACAGAAAGCCAGCUGGUGCCAUUAAGUUUGCCCCCCAGAAGCUCUCUGGGUAAUACUAAAAGGAAAAAGCUUGGAGAAAAAGAUCUACCUCAGAAUGCUUUAGAUGCUGAUAAUUACCUGAAUUUUUCUUCUUGCAGCUCAGGGGUUUCACCACAUGCAAACUCUGUCUCUGGGAACAAUCCCUACGUCAGUUCAACUCUUAGUGUUCCUGCAAGCCCUCGAAUUGCUAAAAAAAUGCUUUUAGCACCUUCUUCCCCAUAUCUUUCUGAUGAUUUUGAUAGACUUGGACUCUCAGGAACAAGUCCCAGUAGUUCUUUCUCCCCGGUGGAUUUUGACAGGUCGUUCUCUGUCCGAAGAAACCUUUCCACCAGUUCCGUGGAACUUGACGACACAGAUCUAGAAAGUUACAGACAGACGCCAAACUCACUGCAAACGUCCAUGCGAGAGCGGAAGAACAGCAUUAGCUCCAUUUCUGGAAGAGAAGACCUCAUGGACUAUCACAGGAGGCAGAGGGAAGAGCGGCUUCGGGAGCAGGAGAUGGAACGGCUGGAACGACAGCGGCUGGAGACAAUCCUCAAUCUGUGUGCAGAAUACUCCAAAUCUGACAGCGAUCCUGCCGCAGCUACAACAGUUGCUGAUGUUCAAAAAAUUAACAAAGAACUCGAAAAACUUCAGCUCUCCGAUGAGGAUUCAGUCUUCGAAGACUCCCAGACGAAUCUGGAAACGAGGUUCAGAAGCCACUUGAAAUCAUCUGCAAGCGAUUCGGACUUCUCGGAGCUGAGCAGCCACAGUCGCGGCACUGCUGCCUUCCUCCCCUCUAGAGGGUUGAGAGCCGAUGAGCACUUCACCGAAAGCGCGAAGCCUCCACCUUUCGCUGCUCCCGGCUUCCUGAAGGAUGCCGCCGAAUCAUCUUACCUAAGCAUCACACCAAAGAUGCCAGAAUGCACAAGUGAUGAGCAAAGAGGGCAGGAGCUUGGUCGACUGGAGGAGGAGCGUAUAGUAAUACUAAAUAACUUGGAAGAACUUGAGCAGAAGAUCAAAGAUUUAAAUGACCAGAUGGAUGAAUCCUCGAGAGAGUUGGAUAUGGAAUGUGCCCUUUUGGAUGGGGAACAGAAAUCUGAAACAACAGAGCUGCUGAAAGAGAAGGAAAUAUUGGAUCAUCUAAACAGAAAAAUAGCUGAGCUGGAGAGAAAUGUUAUUGGUGAAAAGACAAAGGAAAAAUUAAAACUUGAUGCUGAGAGGGAAAAACUAGAGAGGCUUCAGGAGCUUUACUCCGAGCAGAAGACGCAGCUUGAUAAUUGCCCUGAGUCCAUGAGGGAACAAUUACAGCAGCAGCUGAAGAGGGAUGCUGAUCUAUUGGACAUAGAAAGCAAACACUUUGAAGACCUGGAAUUUCAGCAGCUUGAACACGAAAGCAGGUUAGAUGAAGAGAAAGAAAAUCUGACACAACAGCUCCUGCGUGAAGUAGCUGAAUAUCAACGUAGCAUUGUCAGUAGAAAGGAAAAGAUAUCUGCUCUCAAAAAACAAGCCAAUCAUAUUGUCCAACAAGCACAAAGAGAACAAGAUCAUUUUGUAAAAGAAAAAAACAACUUAAUAAUGAUGCUGCAAAGGGAAAAAGAGAAUCUCUGUAAUCUGGAAAAGAAAUAUUCCACGCUUUCCGGAGGAAAGGGGUUUCCUGUCAGUCCCAACAGUCUAAAAGAGGGCUAUAUCAGUGUAAGUGAAAUUAGUGAGCUGUAUGGCAAUUCCACGAAUAUAUCCCCUUCCACUCAGCCCCCCACAGAUGCUGAAGCAGUUGCCACUGAGCCUUCCACGGCUGUGCUGACCAGCCAGCCACAAAAUAAAGAGCAUUUCAGAAAUCUGGAAGAGCGAAAGAAGCAGCACAGGGAAUGCAUGUACAUGAGUGACACUUUACCUCGCAAGAAAACGACUCCGUCUGUAUCGCCGCACUUCAAUAGUGCUACGCUUGGACGAAGCGUGGCGUCUAAAGGACAUUUACCAUUAGGACAGAGCAACAGCUGUGGCAGCGUACUUCCUCACUGCCUGGCAACCAUGACCAAAGACUCAGAGUCAAGAAGGAUGCACAAAGGAUAUAAUCAUCAACGUAUCUGUGAAACCCAAAGGCAGAAGUCUCCUGAAUUCUACAGCAGAACAGCAUCCGAAUCGAAUGUGUAUUUGAAUAGUUUCCAUUACCCAGAUCGUAGUUACAAGGACCAUGCCUUUGAUACACUAAGCUUAGACAGUUCUGACAGUAUGGAGACAAGCAUAUCAGCAUGCUCACCAGAUAACAUUUCCAGUGCUAGCACUUCAAAUGUUGCAAGAAUAGAAGAGAUGGAGAGACUUCUGAAACAAGCACAUGCUGAAAAGACUAGGCUGCUUGAGACCAGGGAACGGGAGAUGGAAGCUAAAAAACGAGCUCUGGAAGAAGAAAAGCGCCGCAGAGAGCAACUGGAGAAAAGACUGGAAGAAGAAACUAGCCAGAGGCAAAAAUUAAUUGAAAAGGAAGUCAAAAUACGUGAGAAACAAAGAGCACAGGCCCGUCCCUUGACUCGCUAUUUGCCCAUUAGAAAGGAAGACUUUGACCUACGAAGUCACAUCGAAACAGCCGGUCACAACAUAGAGACCUGUUACCAUGUCUCCCUCACAGAGAAGACCUGCCGAGGCUUUCUGAUUAAAAUGGGAGGAAAAAUUAAAACGUGGAAAAAACGAUGGUUUGUUUUUGACAGAAACAAGAGAACUUUUACUUAUUAUGCAGACAAACACGAAACUAAAUUAAAAGGUGUAAUAUAUUUUCAAGCUAUUGAAGAAGUCUAUUAUGAUCAUCUAAAGAAUGCAUAUAAGAGUCCCAACCCGUUGCUCACUUUCAGUGUUAAGACACAUGACCGGAUAUACUAUAUGGUUGCUCCUUCGCCAGAAGCCAUGAGGAUAUGGAUGGAUGUUAUCGUUACAGGCGCAGAAGGCUACACCCACUUCAUGUUAUAAUAAAAGGGGGCAAUAGGGCAUACUGCAAUAACGUAAUGUAUGAAGUUAGCCAUAUGUAGUGAAAUCCGAAAAGCCAGUGAAUACUCUGAAAUGUCCUCCUUAUGAUGUGCACCCGAAACCUCAGAAUGAGACGGUUUUACAAAUGCAUUGAAAAGGGGGGCUUGUUACUUGUUUUAGUCGAUCUUUAUAGGAAUGAAAGAGCUAAAGCUGUUGAGAGAAUCAUAGUGCUCCAAAACGGAUAAUCGGGCAAUUUAAAUUACAGCAUCUUGAUUCAAUGAUAAUUUUCUACAAAUUCUCUUAUAUGGAGAAUGUCUUCACAAACUCACACUAAGCAGUUUACAAAUGUGUGUGUUCUCAUCAGUAUGCAAAAAUUUUAGUAAUGGAACAAAAAGGUGUAAUAAGCAUAUAUUUUAAUAUGCAGCAUUUGACAUUUAUAGAUGAUUAGGUGACUUUUUAAAACUUUUAGUCGUGUAUUUUAUAAAAACAUAAACAAAAAAGCAACCCUAAGGUACACACAGUUCUUGCCUUAGUAGUUAAGUAUUACAACAGAGCCAAAGAGUUAUACAAUUCCCUUAUCAUAAUGUUUUAAAAUUGUUAGUUGUACCUAACUUUCUGUAAGGGGACAGUGCCAAAACUCUUUAUGACUUUUAAUGUAAUUAAAUUGUGACGAUAUUCUGUGUGUUCAAACACGCAGUGACACCAACUGUAUGUUUAAAGUCUGCAUCUAUGGAGCUCAACAGAAAAAGAGAAGGAUAGCUUUAUAAAGAUACAUUUUUCCACAAGGAUAUGAAACGGAAACACAUGUAUUAACUUCCUCAUAAGGAGGGGUUUUUUUAAUCUUCCCUGCUGAAUAGAAUGAGCUGAUUCUAGACCCUACAGCAAUUUUCUUUUAUAUAGUAAGGUCCCAGCAUAGUUCUAACCUUACUUUGUGCCAAGUGAACACUCUAGUGAAACCUCUCAAACAUUGGUCCCCUUGAAGCCAGCAUCAAAAUCUCUACCAAAUUCUUUGGAGCCAAGUUUUCAGCCCCGGAGAGGUGGGGUUUUUUUAAAUGCAUAUCUGCACAGAAUAAUGCUGUCAAAUAGAAUAAAAAGAGAGAAGUGAGUUCUAAGAGUUUACAAUAAGCAGUGUAUGAAUAAAAAACCCUGAAAAUUUUAAGUAGCAGAGAUUGAGAUUCCUAAAACAAAAAUACUGAGGGUGCAGUGGUCUCCCACUUUCGAAUCCCUUCCAAGUCCUUCAGUAAUAUUGCAAAAACAUAAAUUGUUUAAUUGAACUGAACUUCAAGAAAGUCUCUCAUAAUAUGACUUUAAAGAGGUUCUAUUUCAGUAAUCAAAAUUUAUGUGCUAUGUGGUUUGUGUAAUAGAAGGAAGCACAUUAGCCUUUUUUUUUCCUUGAUGAAAAGUUAAUGGGUUUGAUGGAACAAACAAAAAACGGAAAGCAGAAUAGAAGUAUGCUGGCAGAAUAUUUUUGUUACACUUUUUAGACCCUUGUAUUUGUAAUGAACAGGUUGAAUUUUUUGUGGUAUACACAGGUGAUACGGUUGCUUUAGCACGACGAACAUCAGUUUUGACUUGAAUCAUGAAAGAAGGGACUGUUACUGCAAGAUAAUUGUUAUCAUCUGUGCAGAUCACAGCUUGUAAUCUAAUGAUUUAAAAAACUAUCAGAAAUAAAUUGCUUUGGUUUAUAUAAUUAUUAUUUUUCCCUGCUGUAUCUUGAUUUUACUCCUAAGUAUGGUUAUAAAGGUUUUCUAAUAAUGAUUUUUGUACCCUGCAUGAUGCAAUGAAGGCAUUUCAAUAAACGUUUUUAAAAAUA